Molecule: messenger RNA, 378 nt
Organism: Leptomonas pyrrhocoris
Lineage: Eukaryota; Euglenozoa; Kinetoplastea; Trypanosomatida; Trypanosomatidae
Exons: 1
Coding region: 1-378 (125 amino acids)
Source: RefSeq, a predicted model, not a curated record
AUGCCCGCCCCUCCUGCUGUUGCGGAGGACCCAGAGGGGCAGCGGUGGUACAGCUUCCUCGCCACACCUCCACGCUCCCCGCCCACCGAAGGCGCCAGCUGGGGAUCGCGUGGGUUUGCGGAGGAUUUCUUUGCCAAGUCCCCGCCGUACGCUGCCGUCUCCUUCAUGCCCGACCCGUACGACUCCCCCCGAUCCGCCACCGCCCAUUCGAUGCGAAGUGGUCAACCCUCUCCGUUCGGUUCGGAGCAGUACCCGGCGCGGUCGCCGGUGCGUCAGUCGUCAAGGGUGGAGGUGCUCUCCUCGAAUGCCGACGAGACCAAGAGCGAUGCGCAGACAUCAGCGGAUGCGCACCCACACGGUGUGGAAAGCGUCGACUGA